AGUGAUAAUCAACGCAUUAAAGAUUUUUGAAAUAGCAAUAGCUUGUGGUAAUAAUCUUCGGUAAGUUGUUAAUGCUAUAAGUAUAAACGCACAUUUUAGGCCUUUUAGUCGAUCCGUUAUUCCCUUAAGAGGAGUUUUAUUAGAAAAUCGCGUAUUGGGCGCUCAAAACUAAAUUAAGAUUUAAUCGAAUGAAUCGGGUGGUAACAUGGCGGCUGGUUCUUAUAUCGUGUGAGUACUUUACUGCGUGUUUUCACAUAGUCAACUGUUGACUUUCGUUUAAUUUUGUUAAAUAUCGUCAAUAUACUAUUGGAAUGAUGUGUAAAAUGAUAAACAAGAUGAAUUCAACAGUAAUUGAAGAGUCAAAAGCAACGCAAUGUUACACAGAGGUGUUGGAAGGAUUCGACUCUCACAGAAGCAUGGAAGGAGUAAUCGCGCCACAACAUCUUUCAGGGAGAAAGUGCGCCUGCAUUCCAUCAUUGGUAAUGGUGUCCUCAUGGGCGGGUAAAUAAUCUGUUAAAAUGCACAGACUAAAGUCAUCACAAAGAGACAAAGUUCGCCAGUUUAUCGCUUUUACUCAGACCGAUGAGAAAUCAGCAAUUUCCUGUUUAAGUCAGCAUGAUUGGAGGCUGGAUGUUGCCUCAGAUCAAUUCUUCCAGCAUCCUCAUCGAUACAUGAAAGAACCUAGGACAACGGUCGAUAAGAAGAAAUUGCAGCAUUUGUUCGAACGUUACAAAGAGCCUGGAGAUGAAGACAAAAUUAUGGCCGAAGGUGUUGGCAAGUUUUGUGAGGAUUUAAAUUUGGAUCCUACUAGCAUCAAAGUAUUGCUUAUCGCUUGGAAGUUUAAGGCAGCGACACAGUGUGAAUUUUCUAGAAAAGAAUUUAUUGAUGGCAUGACGGAAAUAGGAUGCGAUUCGGUAGAUCGGUUACGAAGUAGAUUGUCUUUAAUAGAAAAUGAAAUAUCAGAUAUACAGAAGUUUAAAGAUUUUUAUCAGUUUACUUUUAGCUUCGCAAAAAAUCCUGGCCAGAAGAGUCUAGACCUUGAAAUGGCUAUAGCUUAUUGGAAUAUUGUCCUAAGGGGAAAAUUUAAAUUUCUAGACCUUUGGUGCGAAUUUUUACGGGAGCACCAUAAACACGCAAUAUCAAAGGAUACGUGGAAUCUGCUUCUUGAUUUUAGUAAUAUGAUAACCGAUGAUAUGGAAAAUUAUGAUGAAGAAGAACUGCCCAUUUUGGAAAAUGGAAGGCCUUAAAGAAAUUAAAUGGCCUUAAAGUAUUGGAUAACAACGU
Molecule: messenger RNA, 1284 nt
Organism: Dendronephthya gigantea
Lineage: Eukaryota; Metazoa; Cnidaria; Anthozoa; Malacalcyonacea; Nephtheidae
Product: DCN1-like protein 1
Exons: 8
Coding region: 519-1247 (242 amino acids)
Biological process (GO): positive regulation of ubiquitin-protein transferase activity; protein neddylation
Cellular component (GO): ubiquitin ligase complex
Molecular function (GO): ubiquitin conjugating enzyme binding; ubiquitin-like protein binding; cullin family protein binding
Source: RefSeq, a predicted model, not a curated record